GAUAUUGUAUCCUAUACCGUCGUCUUUACCUCUAAUCAGCGGUUGAAUUUUAAAGAGCAGACAAAGUAGGAAAUGAACAAAAAUACUCAUUCAAUGGUGGAUGAAACGGGACCUUCCUCUUCUUCGUCGUCCUCCAUCGAUAAGAAACGAAAACGAAUUGCAGAUUCCGAUUUUGAAUCGCAUCUAGGCAAUGUCAACUCACUUAGCGACGACGAUGAACUUCUUUCUCUUGAGAAGAGUCUUACUUUUAGUGAUACGCUAGUUGCUCUUCGGAUGAUGCGUGCCCAAUUUCCCAAGCUUGAGAAGGUUUAUGUUAAACCCUUCGUGUUACGCUCUCAACUAUAUAGUAGCAUAAAAGAUAGAACUCAGGUUGAUCGGGAAUUAGAGUUGUUGAAGAGGGAUAAAGUUCUGCGGGUUUUCAAGCUAAAUACAGGGCAGGAUGAUCAUGCAGUAAUGUUUCUAGAAGACUACAUUCACCAGAUUGAUAUUGUUUCAAAGAAGAUAGCCACAAAAAAUGAUGGUGAUUUUGCUGUGUUUGGCUGGUUCAAGUCUCAUGUCAUGAUGUCCAAGCUGGAGCCAAGCAUUGCACAUCAAGAGCUUUGUUCCCUUUUAGCAGCCGGAGGAAAAGUGAAAGACGAACAUAUCUCGCUUUUGGUUAAUGCAGGCAUUAUCACCCGACAAUUUAUUGAUCCAAACAUGUAUUGGUUUGCUAUUCCAAACGUUGGUCCAAUUCUAAAAGGGAUUUCUAAGGGAAGAAAAGAGUUGCUGUCUCUUCUGAAUCGUAGAAAAUACAAGGAGAUGAUGUUGGCUUUACUAGAGAAAAAGCGUCUUCAAUUUUCUCCCCUUGAUAUGAGAUUUCAUCUUCGUGAUUUAAUUGGCUCAGGUCACCUGCGUACUUUUCAGACUCCUACUGGCAUAGUUGUUCGAGUUUUGAAGGACUAGAAUUUAGAGAGAUUUUUGGAUUUGUAUUCCCUGUUAGACAACUUUAUAAGGCUGACAAAGAAUCUGCACAAGUAAAGAGGCAAGACUAAGGCAGUUCAUUGGAGUGUAAUGAGAAUUACAAAUGUGGAUGCAUCUUUCUACACUGGUGGUUUACUGCUUGACUCCUCGCAAUUCAGACAAGUUUUCAGAACUUCCUUUUGGAAACAGAGGUCAGAAUUCAAGCAUCUAUGUUUAUUCUAAGUUGAAUAUUGGUAAUUUAACAAAAAAAGAAAAGAAAAAGAAGUAGACAUCAAACGGUUCUAUUGGUAGAUGAAAUUUUUGUACUUAUUGACAUACAGUUUCUGUAGCUUGUCCUUGUUCUUUAAUUUAUUUACGCUAAAAAAUCUCCUCUUCUAUUGUGAAUAAUGGUGCAAUUUAGCUUCUUUUUUUUUUUUCCUGUAAUUUCCUUUCUCUUUUGAUUAACAUGCUUUUACUGAUUUUACUCUGGCAAUAGGUUGAGUUUAUUGACUGGUCAUUAUUGAGCUCUUGUCUGGCCAUGAGUUAUUCAGAAUAUAUUAUGCAAGGAGUAUUCAAUUUGUGUAUUUAACUGCAUUUUAUGUGGUCUCUUGCACUCUAUGGAUUAUUAUGGGAUUCUCCGUUGCAUUUUCAAUAUAACUCACUAGCUAAUUUGAUUUUUGAAUUUGCAAUGUGUCAAAAAUGGACCGAAAAUGGCUCAAAAUCGACCAUAAUUUGCCUUUUCAAUUCCUGAGGAGAAUAGUAAAUCACGUGACAUGUCUGUUGAAACUCAUGUGGAUUAACGUUUUAGAGGAAGUCAUGUGGAUGAUUCAUGACAGCAUUGGCGGGGAAUAUAUUUAGCAUGCAACCAUCGUUAAUAUCUGCUAUUUUAUUUUGACGUAGUGGAGGUUAACUAGCUGCUGUGAAUUUCUUUGUCCCAAAAGUUUCACGUCGAGAUGUAGUUCAGAUGUGGUUUUUGAUUGUCCUACCAAAAUUUUGGUAUAGCAUCAUUCAGUAACAGAUACUAAGAUGUGCUUGAUUUUCUGAUUGAACAUAAAUGAUAGCAGCAGGUAGCAGCAUGAUACAUGAAUGAAUUCCUGUAUCGAUAACGACUUCAAGGCUUCUCUGUUCUGUCAGACUUGCAGCCAUAAUUGUAAGUUUCUUGUUUCUAUUCUAAAUUUGAUGUGGUAUUUCUGUGAUUAUAGGUGGAAAUUUCUCCACGCUUAGCUUAUUGGAAUCUUGGUGAGUGACUUCUUUUUCCUCUGAUUAGUUCAAUUUUUGUUAUAUAUGAGUGUUGUUGAAAUUGACAGCAUAGUUCACAUCCAAUAAUGAAUCAUUGCAAGUGAUGAUCCGUUUUCUAUCGGUUCUUGAUCUGAAAAGGUAUCUUAGACAUGGAAAUUGAUGGAUUGUUACGGCAUAAUUAUUUGCACAGGUGUAAUGUGUGAUCAUUGAAUUAGGAUUGUAUUUUGCUUGAUCUCGAAUACUUGUUACAACAAUGUUGUCUGCCCGUUUGGUAGGUUCGAUGACUGACGGAGUGACGGUAAUGUUUUCGUUCAUUAUCAUUGCUCUUUUGGAAAUUUUCUCUAACGCUUUGGGGAUUUGAACUGAUGGGUGGUGUUGGUGUUGAUAUCCAAGCUUGAGAAAUGAUCUAAGAAUCUAAGCAUGCAACCCAGUUCAACAGAGCCCCCUGUAGAAUUCUUUUUCUAAACCUUCACAAAUUUUUGUGAGAGACAGUCUCAUGAGAAACACAUUAGAUUUUUUUUCUUCCUUAUUAAGUAGAAUCAACGGCAAAACAUAUAACUUUCUAGGGUUUUUUUUUUUUGCCUUAAUGUGAAUAUUCUAAACAACAUAGAUAUCAAAAGUAGAAUCAAUGGGUAUGAGUCAUGCAUGAAUCAUUAUUGGAAGCUUGUAGGAUGUUAUUACUUUAUGUGGUUAAUGUAUUUCCUUCUUAAAUACUCUCACAUUAUGUGUUAAAA
Messenger RNA from Amaranthus tricolor (Joseph's coat), 2912 nucleotides. RefSeq lists its product as uncharacterized. Gene Ontology annotation, biological process: protein phosphorylation. Lineage: Eukaryota; Viridiplantae; Streptophyta; Magnoliopsida; Caryophyllales; Amaranthaceae. The record is from RefSeq and is a predicted model, not a curated record. The coding region runs from base 73 to 942 and encodes 289 amino acids. The transcript is spliced from 9 exons. Gene Ontology annotation, molecular function: protein serine/threonine kinase activity.